AUGCCGGUGUUGCGAGAGGAGGACCCGUACAACCUCCCUUUUUCACGCGAUGAAUUGAAUUGGGCCAUCAACCUAUGUAAAAAGGACUCUGCGCCUGGAAAGGAUCAAAUCCCGAAUAUUAUUUUUCGUAAACUUCCCCUCUCAAGCCUUGAAGAGUUGAGGGAUAUCCUUAAUGUGUGCUUUCGCUUCUCAAUCUUCCCUGAUUCCUGGACGGAAUCUUUAGUUAAAUUUAUCCCCAAACCUGGGGGCAAGGGGUACAGACCAAUCUCUCUUACUUCUUCAGUUGGCAAGCUAAUGGAACGCUUAAUUCAAAAAAGGCUGGAUCACCAUGUUGAAUUUAACCGCCUGAUUCCCCCCCACCAGUUUGGUUUUAGGAAGAACAGGUCAGUUACCGAUUGUGUCUCGGUUCUUGUGGUUGAUGUUCUCAAGGGGUUCACCUUGGGCCAGGGUACGGCUGCCCUUGCUCUCGAUCUUAAGGGGGCUUUCAAUGCCCUCCUUCCUUCUAAGAUUCUUGACCAUCUUGCACGCUGCGGUACUCCGACAAGGUUGAGAAACUUCGUCGCACACAUGGUUUGUAGAAGGAACAUCUCAUUUAAGGAGGACGACCUAAGGACCUAUGAAUGUGGGGUUGGAGUUCCACAGGGAGGCGUUCUCUCCCCGUUGUUAUUUAAUUUAGCUUUGAGAGACAUUUGCUCACGUCUUCCACCAGGGGUGCGGAUUCUUCAAUACGCCGAUGAUAUAUUACUUUACUGCCGAUAUACUUCCGCAACGGACGCCCUAAAUCUCUUGGCUCAAGCGGUGCGCUCCCUCUCUCCGUGGUUGCUUGAGGCUGGUCUUAACUUUUCCCCUUCGAAGAGUCAGCUCUGCCUCUUCGAUAGAAGGUCUCUUGUUGAUCAGCAUCUUCGCCUGGAACUAGAGGGUCAGGAGAUCCCUAUUGUCGAUUCCAUCAUGUAUCUGGGUAUCCUUCUGGACUCCAAGCUUUCUUGGAAACUGCACGUUGAAUACAUUGCUGCGAAAGCUUUCAAAGCUAUCAAUGUUUUAAAAGUGCUGGGAGGAGUAUCCAAGGGCGCAAACCCGGAAACCUUACUAUUGAUUUACAAGGGGCUGAUUAGGGCUCAUUUGGAGUGGGGUUCUAUUCUUUUCGCCGGAGCUUCCAAAAGCACUUUAGCAAAACUGGAUAAAGCGCAAUACAGGGCCUUAAGGUCGGCUUUGGGUUUUAUGCGUUCCACUCCGAUUCCUAUAGUAUUGUCAGAAGCUAAUGAACCUCCUCUCCACCUUAGAAGGCAUCUUGCCUUGCACAGAAACGCGAUUAGAAUUUGCUCCUGGAGUGAUAACCCUACGGCAAAAAGGCUUGCACAUUUGGAUCUAAAAAGCAAAAAUCAACGAAAUUUUCCUAAGUACGCCUCAACCCUACCUUUGCUCGUCCACCUCAGACCUACUUAUGAUAUUUUUGAUACACCCAAAAAACCGAGGCGGCCUGGCUACUACAACCAAGUUUGGUCUGACCUGAUGUUUGAGUUGUCUCCUCUUAUUGAUCUCAAGGAGGGGUUUAAUAUCAGGAGAUCAAAGUCACAUCAGACUUCUUUAAACGAUUUUCUCCAGGCGCGAUAUCCGAACUUUACGUCUAUUUUCACAGACGGGUCGUACAAAUUGUCUAAUGACGAAGCUGGUGCCAGUUUUUUCGUUCCAGGUCUUAAUUUCAGGCAUGGCACUAAAGUUAGGGGCUGCUUUUCGUCUACUUCCGUGGAACUUUUCGCCAUAUUUCAGGCUUGCAAAUAUGUCAGGGAUUACAAUAUAAAUAAAUCCAUUAUCUGUACGGAUUCUCUUGGUUCCCUCUCUGCCUUGAAGGAUAGGGUCGCAAACUUCUCCCUUGACCCCAUUAUUCAUGAUAUCGUUAACAUCAUUAUCAAUAUCACUAAGAAAGGUCAACUGAUUAAUUUCUUAUGGGUCCCUGCCCACCUGGACCUGGAGGGUAACACUGAAGCCGACCGUCUUGCUAAAAUGGCUGCUUCUCUUGAUAUUAGUAAUGCCCCUUUUACGGGCUAUCUCUCUCAUCCUAGUAUGGAGGAGAUUAAAAAUCUCAUUGAAAAGGACCAUCAAGCUAGUUUUAACAUUCAAUGGCCAUUUUUCGAUCCCCGAAGAUGCUCUCAGAUAUAUUUUGAAUAUGUGAAUCAUAAGGUGGAUAGACCUUGGUUUCGGAGCUUUGAUCUGCCUAGGAAUUAUAUCAAUCUGGUAUCUCGUCUCAGGUCUGGCCACAUAUGCGUCGGCGCACACUUUCUGCGAAUGAACUGGAAUAUCCCCCCCCCCCAUUGUUCUUGUGGGGAGGGCAUAGGUUCUAUUCCUCAUCUGCUCAACCACUGCAUUUUACUUAAUCCUGGCCGCCCGAACUUCAUUAACUUUGUCAGGAAAAAGUUCAAUGAUAUCUCCAACCUGGAAGCAAAACUUACUGCUCUUAUAUUCCAUCCAGACCUAGAAUCUGUCUCGGAGUUAGGGGAUUUUUUUAUUGGGCGCGGUGUACUAAUUUAA
Messenger RNA from Leptopilina boulardi, 2526 nucleotides. RefSeq lists its product as uncharacterized. Gene Ontology annotation, molecular function: nucleic acid binding; RNA-DNA hybrid ribonuclease activity. The transcript has a single exon. The record is from RefSeq and is a predicted model, not a curated record. NCBI's taxonomy places the organism in Eukaryota, Metazoa, Arthropoda, Insecta, Hymenoptera, Figitidae. Bases 1 to 2526 code for a protein of 841 amino acids.